Molecule: messenger RNA, 1227 nt
Organism: Emys orbicularis (European pond turtle)
Lineage: Eukaryota; Metazoa; Chordata; Testudines; Emydidae
Product: interferon-inducible GTPase 5-like
Exons: 1
Coding region: 1-1227 (408 amino acids)
Cellular component (GO): membrane
Molecular function (GO): GTPase activity; GTP binding
Source: RefSeq, a predicted model, not a curated record
AUGGCGUUACCAAGAGGUGCUUUGGAUGAUAGAUUUCAGGAUACGGAUUUUAAUCUCUCCACUGUUCCCAAAGAGGAUCUCGAAGAGCUAAUGGCCACUGUUGAAAGAGGGAAUAUUUCAGAAAUUGUUUCUAAAGUACAGGAAUCCCUAGAGCAGUUGGAAAACAUGAAACUCAACAUCGCCAUCACGGGGGAGUCGGGAUGUGGGAAAUCAUCCUUCAUCAAUGCCAUGCUGGGUCUGGAUGAUGAGAAUGAAGAUGCAGCCAAGGUUGACGUGAUAGAAACAACAAUAGAGCCAACUCCUUAUCCUCAUCCCAAACACCCAAAUGUUACCAUGUGGGACCUGCCGGGAAUGGGGACACCAAGUUUCCGGCCUGACAGUUACCUCCAGCAGGUCAAUUUUGCCAGUUACGAUUUCUUCAUUAUCAUCGCUUCUGAGCGGUUCAAAUCCAUCCAUGCUGACCUGGCCCAGGAGAUCCAAAGAAUGGGGAAGAAAUUUUACUUUGUGCGCUCCAAGGUGGAUGUAGACUUGUAUAAUGAAAAGAGAAGGGAAAACUUCAGUGAGGAGACCACCCUGAAGAAAAUCAGAGACGAUUGCAUGAAGAAGUUGCAGGGAGCAGGGGUGACCUCACCACAGGUUUUCCUUGUCUCCAGAUGUGAAUUUGGCAAGUACGAUUCUCCUCGACUGCAGGAAACUCUGGCAGAUGAGCUUGACUCUCACAAGAGGCACGUUUUCCUUCUUUCCCUGCCCAGUAUUUCCAGACCCAUCCUGGAAAGGAAGAAGGAAGCCCUGCUGAGUCAGAUCUGGAAACAAGGCCUGGUGUCCAGCAUCAUUUCUGCAUUUCCUAUUCCAGGUCUUUCUUUUGCUUAUAAUGUUUGUCUAUUGAGGCACUGCAUGGCAAGUUACCGCAAGAACUUUGGCUUGGAUGAUGACUCCCUGGUUAACCUUUCCAAGAUGGUUGGGAAGCCCAUUGCAGACUUGAAGGCAGUGAUAAAGUCUCCGCUAGAAGAAGAAAUGUCAAUCCAUGAUAUUUUACGUCUUCUGGGCAAGGCUGAAAAUCAUUACAUGACGUUAACUGAGCCCGUCUUCCGUAUGAUAUUUAAUAUCCAUGUAAUAUUAAGGUCUUUUCCAGUCACAUACGCCACACUGAAGCGCAUUCUAAAUGAUGUUGCAGAAGAUGCCGAAAGGGUCCUGACCAAAGCUUUGGAGGCAGAAGAGAAAAAUUAA